This is a messenger RNA of Pestalotiopsis fici W106-1, 1632 nucleotides long. RefSeq lists its product as uncharacterized. The transcript has 5 exons. Gene Ontology annotation, biological process: regulation of mRNA processing; protein phosphorylation; spliceosomal complex assembly. Gene Ontology annotation, molecular function: protein kinase activity; ATP binding. Lineage: Eukaryota; Fungi; Ascomycota; Sordariomycetes; Amphisphaeriales; Sporocadaceae. The record is from RefSeq and is a predicted model, not a curated record. Bases 1 to 1632 code for a protein of 543 amino acids.
AUGUCAACGCCGCAUCUGUCGUCCGCCAUGAACCAACCCUCGCCGACAUCAUCGUCAGGCCCGGAGGAGGCUGCCGAGAACACUGCCGACGAAGAAGAUUCCGAAGACUACUGCAAGGGCGGUUAUCACCCCGUUACGAUCGGUGAGAAGUUCAAGGACGGAAAAUACACGGUCGUUCGCAAACUCGGCUGGGGCCACUUUUCGACUGUAUGGCUUUCCAGGGACAACUCAACUGGCAAGCACGUUGCUUUAAAGGUCGUGCGAUCUGCUAGUCACUAUACCGAAACCGCUAUAGAUGAGAUCAAGCUUCUCAAGAAGAUCGUCGAGGCCAACCCGAGCCAUCCUGGUCGGAAAUACGUUGUUAGUCUGCUCGACUCAUUCGAUCACAAGGGUCCGAAUGGUGUACACGUCUGCAUGGUGUUUGAGGUGUUGGGAGAGAAUCUGUUGGGUUUGAUCAAGAAGUGGCACCACCGGGGCAUUCCACGAGACUUGGUCAUGCAGAUUGCGAAGCAGGUCUUGAUGGGUCUCGAUUACCUGCACAGAGAAUGCGGCAUCAUCCACACCGAUUUGAAGCCCGAGAACGUCCUCAUCGAGAUUGGCGACGUGGAACAGGUUGUCAAGAAGGUUGUCAAGAACGAAGGAUCCGACAAGGAAAAUCACAGGAAUGGUCGAAGGCGCAGACGGACCCUGAUUACUGGCAGUCAGCCAUUGCCUUCGCCACUGAACGCUACGUUUAAUCGUGACAAUCUGUUCCCUUCACCAAAGUCGCACACAAGCUUGAAUGCGAUGAUGCAAGACACAACGCCGGGCGCCAAGAGUCCCAGCGAAGAACAGCGAGAGAAGACUGCUGACAUUCUGACUAAAGAGGUUUCUGGCAUCUCCCUCGAUAAAUCUGGUGGAGCCUCGAGUUCCUCGUCUAGCGACAAGAAAAAGAGGAAGAGGAGAGGCCCCAUUAUCAAUGUGAAAAUUGCUGAUCUCGGUAAUGCUUGUUGGGUGUCGCACCACUUUACAAACGACAUUCAGACUCGGCAGUAUCGAUCCCCCGAGGUGAUUCUCGGCGGGAAAUGGGGUGCCAGCACUGAUGUCUGGAGCAUGGCUGCCAUGGUCUUUGAACUCAUCACUGGAGACUAUUUGUUCGAUCCUCAGUCCGGCACUAAGUAUGGCAAGGACGACGAUCACAUAGCUCAAAUUAUUGAGUUGUUAGGGCCAUUUCCCAAGGAGCUGUGGAAGAACGGACGGUGGUCGCAAGAGAUCUUCAACAAGAGGGGCGAGCUACGCAACAUACACCGUCUACGUCAUUGGGCACUCCCCGACGUGCUCCGCGAGAAAUAUCAUUUCAAGGACGGCAAGGAUUCGGCCAAAGACCGAGAGGAACGAGAGCGCAAGGCCAAGGACAAGAAGGACAGUGAUGAAGAGGAGGAAGCUAUGGAAUACCACCCUUCCGAGGUUGCAAGCUUCCUGACACCAAUGUUGGAAUUGCUCCCAGAGAAGAGGGCCAACGCCGGUGGUAUGGCCAAUCAUCCAUGGUUAGAUGAUACCCCUGGCAUGGAGGAUGUCAAACUAGAGGGCUUGGUUCCCGGUAGCCGCGGCGAAGGCAUAGAAGGCUGGGCGACAGAGGUUAAGAAGCGAUAG